Messenger RNA from Acanthaster planci (crown-of-thorns starfish), 1570 nucleotides. Its product is annotated as inter-alpha-trypsin inhibitor heavy chain H4-like. The record is from RefSeq and is a predicted model, not a curated record. Lineage: Eukaryota; Metazoa; Echinodermata; Asteroidea; Valvatida; Acanthasteridae.
GGGACUUACUGCUUGAAAUAAUGACAACUAUGUAUGCAUUGCAGGCCGUGGAUCACCUUAUGGUGGUUAUGCACAUCAACGAACCCCAAGGCCUCAACGAAAACAAACUGGACCACUUCGUGGAACGCCUUCAACUCUCGUCCAACAUCUGGAGGGAAGUAGAUGUCUUGCGCCCUUUGUGGGCGAAGGUCAAGCACCUGAGUCGCUCGAAAGCUACAGUUCCACCAGAAAAAGGGAGAACAAGAGGCAUUGUCUGAGGCUGGGAACCUGGGGAAGUUUGUGGCGCAGUAUGACGUCAUUCGUGGGCAAAAUGCCAGGGAUAUUCAGAUUGUCAACGGCCAUUUCGUGCACCACUUUUCGCCGGCUGGGUUCCGGCCUACACAGAAGAAGGUCGUAUUUGUCUUGGACAGGAGCGGGUCGAUGGGUGGACGGAAGAUGCAGCAAACAAAAGAGGCGAUGGGCACCAUUCUGUCUGACCUUCGAGAGAAGGACGCCUUCGCAAUCGUCACAUUUGAGAGCUCCACCCAGAGCUGGAGCCCCAGUCUAGUCCCUGCCAACCAAGAGAAUGUCGCUGAUGCCAGAGGCUACAUACGAGACUUACAAGAUGCAGGAGCUACGAACCUUCACCAGGGCCUUGUCGGUGCUAUGGACAUAUUAGAAGAAGCGAAGGACAAUGCUAUCUCCACAGCUGGUACAUUCGACCUUAUCAUCACGCUAACGGAUGGCAUGCCGAACACCGGACAAAUUUCCGACGCGGAGGGCAUCAAGACCGACAUUAGGCGCUGGCUGGAGGGGAGAUUCUCCCUCUUCUGUUUGGGCUUCGGUGAGGGCGUGCGCUAUCCGUUCCUGGAGCAGCUCGCCCUGCAGAACAAGGGCCUGGCCACGCAAGAUCUAUGAAGACUCGGAUGCUGGGCUACAGCUGGUGGGAUUCUUCGAUGAGGUGGCCACUCCGCUACUAGUUAACUUGCACAUCAAAUACCCCCCUAGAUAUGCUGGAGACCAACAGCAUCUCCGAGACUCUGUUCCCGACAUAUUUUGAAGGGACCGAGUUGGUUGUGGCUGGCCAGCUGGCAGUCAACAAGACUCUUCCCGACAACUUAAUUUGCGAGGUGACUGCCGAGACACAGGACACGGAAAUUAAACUGGAGAUGACAGUUAACAUAAAGGAGACGACUGAUGUCGUCCUCGACCCCCAUGCCGUAGAUGACAUCGCCCAACGCCUGUGGGCCUUCCUCAUCACUAUCAAGGAACUCCUUCACAAGCGUAUUGCAGCAUUACGAAUUUCUCCCAUUUAAACGAAUCCGAGUUAGACCUCUCUAACUCGGAAACAAAACAUCCAUUCUGAAAUGGCACCUUUCCCCAGUGGACAAUUUUUAUUGCCCCUUGUGGUGAUAAACCAGUAGUCCUAUGCUUUUGACCUCUGCUAAAGGUACCAGUCCUUGGUACAAAGUGAAUGACAGAUUUAUGUCAUCCUUUGCUGGUUGUGGUCAUUCAUUGCUGCAUUGAUCGCUGGCUUGAUGCUCAGUCAGUGCGUAGUGAUAUGAAAAUCAAAAAAUAAGAAUUUAGAGUU